This is a messenger RNA of Cyanidioschyzon merolae strain 10D, 1827 nucleotides long. Its product is annotated as similar to cell polarity protein tea1p. Bases 1 to 1827 code for a protein of 608 amino acids. NCBI's taxonomy places the organism in Eukaryota, Rhodophyta, Bangiophyceae, Cyanidiales, Cyanidiaceae. The record is from RefSeq and is a predicted model, not a curated record. Gene Ontology annotation, molecular function: protein binding. The transcript has a single exon.
AUGGUCGCUGCUGUCUGUGUGGAAUGGUCGAAACUGCGCAGCAGUCACUACCCACUAGAGCCUCGAUACGGUCACUCAGCACCCAGUUUCUUCAACGGAACAACAGACCUGGUCUAUAUAUACGCCGGUCGCGGUUUCGACGCGACACCUUUUGGCGAUGUAUUUCUGUUCGACCCCGUUUCAGAGUCGUGCAGAUCUGAGCUGGCCGAUGGAUCGGUACCUGCAGCUCGAAGUUUCCAAGCGGCGGUUGUUGCGGGCCACCGUCUCGUCGUUUUCGGGGGCCUCACAGCUGACGCGGAUGCCAGCACCACCACUGCUGACAGCGAAGCGUUGACGAACAGUUUUUACUUAUUGGACAUUCUUCGACGGCCUAUGAACUGGGCGGAUCGAAUGCAGGUCAUCGAGCGUUCUCCAUUGUACCGAAUGAGCUCGCUAUGGCCGUCAGGAUGGGGUCGCGGCAUCAUUCCGAUCCAGAAACAAGCCAUAUCUAUGACGAGGCGCGGCCAACAGAUACUCUACUUUGGUGGUGAUAUCGGAAAUGGAGUCUACUCGCGGUGCGUGUUUAUGUUCGAUUUCCCGAAGAGCACCUGGAAUAUCCUUUUUCCGACUCGUAUGGGGGCGAGCUGCGCAGAGUCUGGGCCUCCAGAGCAGGACUCUACUUAUCCAGCAGCCAGGGCAGCCGCUGCAGCUGCUCCGUUUUCCGACCGAGAUUCGUUAUACUUCGGUGGCUCUCGAGCCUCAAUCAAUGGCAGCAGUACAGAAUACAGAGUCUUCAACGAUUUAUGGAUAUUCCGCACCGCAUCAGGAGAGUGGCAGAACGUUCCUCCAUCUGCUGAUUCACAAGCGCUGCCGCUGCCGCGCGAGGGGCAUACCCUUACUCGCGCGCCCUCCUGGUUGUCGCAGUAUCCGAGUUGGAUUCUGUUUGGAGGCCGCACUUGUUCGGGUAAUCGGACAGCGUGCCAUCCGGGCGAAUUGGUUCCUCUCAACGAUCUCUGGUUGGUGCACAUUGACGGCAGAGGUGCGGCAAACUGGCGAAGACUUCAAGAGUGUAACAGCUCUGCAGCUUCUGAUACGCCCCUCGCGCGCAGCUUCCACACGAUGACUCUCGUGAAUGAUGAGAGUCUAGUGUUGAUUGGGGGCCUCGGCAACGAGACCGUCUUCGGAGAUAUUUGGCGAAUGCGAUGGAGGCAGAGGCCUUUAGAGGCACCUGCCCGCGCUUUGCGAGGAGGAUUACCCACGACUCCCGGAUCUCUGCCCAUGUAUGUUCUGAUAUACUUUCCGAAACUCUCGUGGUAUGCUCCUGAACAAUUUACCGUGGCAAUUGACUCGUCCUUGCGACGGGGCGUACAGGAAAUUCUUGCAAGUUCGUCGAUUCCACUGCUAGACAUCGUGCUCUAUGAGACGGCUUCCGGUGGCGGUGGUCAUGGGAAAACUCUCGCGCGCGGAACGCUCGCUCAGUACAUCAUGCUUAUUGGACCUGCUUUCGCUGGUAGAUUCCUUUCAAGAAUUCAAAGCGCGGAUCUAGCGAAAUAUCUGACCAGCGAAACGGGCACACCUGUACGUGUUAUGGGCUGCUCCUCCCGCAAUGCCCUCUCGAUGAAUUGGAAGCAACUUGGUGAUAAGACUGCACCCAGCAGCGGAAACGCACUAGACACUGCUGCGAUCGCGAGCAUUGUGACGGUAGCCUCUGCAGCGGUCGCGGCACUGAUUGUCGGCCUCCUGGUGCUCUUCAUUCGUCGCAGGAGACGCCGUCGGCGAAUGCGGCGAAUCAGCAGAAACGACAUGACCCCUGGCAGGAUCGAACUCGGGAACUCGAGUCCUUCGUAG